AUGGCUACGUCUGAGGUGUUGCCCGAGAUCGUCUUGUUCGGCGCUUCGAUGACGGAGUGGAGUUUUGGAGAGAAGACACAAGGAUUUGGGUGGUUUUUGGAGAAGAACUACACAUCAACUCGUUUGAAAGAGGACUUUUCCCGAAUAAUCCACCGCGCAACAUCUCCCGCCGCAGCACCAACCCUCCUCUUCACAAUCUUCAUCGGUGCAAAUGACGCCUGCAUGAUUGGAGAGACGGAGUACGUGCCUUGGCCUCUAUUUUCAGCAAACAUCCGCGGCUUUCUCGAUACCAUUCUCACUGAGCAUGCUAUGGAAAACACAAAGAUCGUUCUAAUCACCCCUCCGCCCAUCAACGGAGCUGUGGUUGAGACUGGGGAAGGUACGUCUGCAAAGGAGAUUGAGGAAAUCAAUCAAUCAAGAAAGGAAGGGCCAAGGUACAAGACUUACAUGAGCAAGAAGAGGUAUGCAGAUGGCAUCAUGCAAAUUUCGAAAGAGUAUGAAGAGACAGGGAGGGUUGUUGGCCUUAACUUCUGGCAAGACAUUGUGGAUGCAGUCAUUGAAGAAGAAGGAUGGCAAUAUGAUGAGCAUGUGCCGCCAGGAUGCGGCCUGCUUGGCGCGAAAUCGUUCCCAACGGGAUGGUUUACGGAUGGGCUGCAUUUGGAUGUCAAGGGAUACGGGGUACUGAAUAAAGCACUGUACGAGUUAGUGCCAGCGAAGUGGCCAGAGCUGGCAGCUGAAAGGUUGUGA
This is a messenger RNA of Alternaria atra, 747 nucleotides long. RefSeq lists its product as uncharacterized. Gene Ontology annotation, molecular function: hydrolase activity, acting on ester bonds. Bases 1 to 747 code for a protein of 248 amino acids. The record is from RefSeq and is a predicted model, not a curated record. The transcript has 2 exons. Lineage: Eukaryota; Fungi; Ascomycota; Dothideomycetes; Pleosporales; Pleosporaceae.